UAAACCCGGAACCUUUGUUCUGUGGGACCCGGAAUAGGAAACGGGAGCACUUCCGGUGUGUAUUCGGUAGUUUGUUGUUGUUGAACUGUUGAAGUUGUUUUCUUCUAAAGUUUCUCUUUGAUUCAUUUAAAUCAUUUAAUGUUAAUAAACAGAGAAUAAAACCCGCUAAUGCUCCGCGCUAGCCCGUUAGCAUUAGCCGUUAGCCUCCGGAGCCUCCAGCCGGCAGCAUGAGCCACUCUGCCAGCCUCAGCACGCAGCUGGCCGCCGUCAUGGAGUCUCUGGUCCACGCUGCCGUGGCGGAGCUCCACAAGCUGCUGGAGGACUCCGACCUGCUGCUGGAGCUCCGGACCGGACAGGAGCCGCCGGUGGAGGCGGUACAGGCAGAAGGCCGGGAGAAGAUGGUGCAGUUUGCGUCCGUCAUGGAGACGCUGGGGAACGAGGCUCUGGGGCGGAUCUUGAACGUGGUCGAUGAGUUCAAGUUGCUGCUAGCGCCGGAGGUUGAGCCCAGCACCAAGAGACCGUCCAUCAGCGUCCUCAACGUCCUCAGCAGCGCCCGGGUCGAGUCCGAACACUCGUACGGCGCCCGUCAGGAGAGUGCCAACACACACAGAGCCACGCAGACCAAACAGGAGGAGGAGACCGACAAUCCGUUCGUCAAGGCGGUCACCGUUAAAGACGAACACGGAAACAUCGACCUGGGUGCCAUUGCUGAGAGAGCUCGAGUUGAAGCAACCCUGGUGACUUCUGAUCUCCGGCGGAUGACCUCAAGCCUCCAGCCUGCGACCUCUGAUCAAAAGCCGGCUACCUCUGACGUCAAGUCGGCGACCUCGGACGUCCUGCCGGUGACUUCUGACCCCCAGCAGCAGGAGUUAGUCUCGGGCUCGCCAGAGUUUGUCCUGAAGAGCGUGACAUGGAAGUACUUCAUGUGCACGGCGUGCGGUAAAUCCUUCACAUCUCAGAGCAACCUGAAGACUCACAGCCGCAUCCACACCGGGGAGCGGCCGUUCCCCUGCGGCGUGUGCGGCCGGGCGUUCCGGCAGCGGCAGGGCCUGCGCAGCCACAUGACCACGCACAGCGGCGAGCGGCCGUACUCCUGUCCUACCUGCGGGAAGUGUUUCUCCAAGCAGACGCAGCUGAAGACGCACGCCAUUGUCCACACCGGGGAGAAACCGUACGGCUGCGACGUGUGCGGCCACCGCUUCAACCUGCUGCAGAACCUGCACCGCCAUGCCCACACGCACACAGGCAGGAAGAUCUUCGUCUGCAAAGUGUGCGGGAAAGGCUUCACACGCUCCAUCACGCUGAAGACGCACGAGCUCAUCCACACGGGACAGAGACCCUUCAAGUGCGAGCAGUGCCCCAAGACCUUCCGCCAUGCCGUCAACCUGAAGAACCACCAGAGGAUCCACAGCGGCGCGCGCCCAUACAGCUGCGACCUCUGCGGCAAGAGCUUCCGCCAGUCAGUGAACCUGAAAAUCCACCGCCGGAUCCACACCGGCGAGCGCCCAUUCAGCUGCGGGGAAUGCGGCAAGACGUUCAGCCAGCAGAGCAGCCUGAGCUCACACGGGCGCACGCACUCCACAGAGCGCCCGUUCGCCUGCAAUUACUGUGACAAGAAGUUCAACAACGGCAACAGCCUGAAGCUGCACCUUCGUGUCCACACCGGGGAGAAACCGUAUGCCUGCGACAUCUGCGGCAAGUGCUUCACCCAGGGCAGCCACCUGCGCACGCACAAGAGGCACGUGCACGCUGGCGGCAAGCAGUUCAUCUGCGAUAAGUGCGGCAAGAGAUACUCGGACCAGCGCAACCUGAAGCUGCACAAGUGCGGCUACGCGUGAUGACACCACGCAAAUGAUGUCACCACACCGAUGAUGUCAUCCCACGGAUAAAAUCUUUAGUUUCUUUAUUGGAGUUUGAACAGAAUCAGGAAACUUUAAAACUCUAAUGUGAUGAUAGAAUUUAAUUGUUUUAAAUUGUUGACAGGAAGUGGACGUGUUCGACCAAUCAGAGCUUUUACAUGUUAAAGUGGGCGGAGCCCCUGGUUCAUAUGGUGGCCCUGAGAGCUCAACAGCGCUGCAAUUUAAGAAAACGCGUGUUAAUACACAAAACACAAGCAAACUGUCUGACAACACAACGCAUUUAGAAAACGCUGUAAAGACCACAACACAACAGAAGUGUUUCCAGAGGACACUUAAAAGCGAUGCACACGUCUGGACAUGCUUGUGAUAUUAUCAUGUUAUUUGAAGGUUCAGGUAAUAUUUGAAUUAAAAAGUCUCCUGAUUUGUCCUGAACUUUUUUUUUUUUUUUUUUUCAAUUAAAAACUACAGUACCCAUGAGCCUCAGAGGCCAUUACCACUGAGAAGACUCUGCCCGCCACUGUGGAAUACAUUUUGUCACCUGACAGAAGCCCCGCCCACUGAAAUACUGCGUCCUGAUUUGUUGAAACCAUCACUGAGUUCUGCUGAUUAUGUUGCUGAAAUUGUAAAUGUGUAAAUAUGCACAUUGAUGCUUUUUAUAAUUUUAUAGAUCAUAUUUUUCAUUUGUUUGCAAAAAAGUAAAUAAAUAUAAUAAAUGCAUCUGGAGCA
Messenger RNA from Centropristis striata (black sea bass), 2585 nucleotides. RefSeq lists its product as uncharacterized. Gene Ontology annotation, molecular function: RNA polymerase II transcription regulatory region sequence-specific DNA binding; DNA-binding transcription factor activity, RNA polymerase II-specific. Lineage: Eukaryota; Metazoa; Chordata; Actinopteri; Perciformes; Serranidae. Gene Ontology annotation, cellular component: nucleus. The record is from RefSeq and is a predicted model, not a curated record. The coding region runs from base 228 to 1838 and encodes 536 amino acids. Gene Ontology annotation, biological process: regulation of transcription by RNA polymerase II. The transcript is spliced from 5 exons.